Messenger RNA from Westerdykella ornata, 1116 nucleotides. RefSeq lists its product as uncharacterized. The transcript has 2 exons. Bases 241 to 1116 code for a protein of 291 amino acids. NCBI's taxonomy places the organism in Eukaryota, Fungi, Ascomycota, Dothideomycetes, Pleosporales, Sporormiaceae. The record is from RefSeq and is a predicted model, not a curated record.
AGGCCGAGGCGGCGUCGAAAUGGCAGCUAUUGUACGGAGUGUUGUGUAGAAGUACAGUACAUUGGUGUGCAGGGAUCACCACGUCAUUGGCAGCUUAUCGAUAAGGCGCCCCAGCUACACCCGUUUUCGCCCCGACUCUAUGCCUUCGUUGACCAUUAGAAAUUUCCGUACCUUCGAUUCUCCCACCGUUGAAGGCGUCUUUGGAUCCUAGUUUUGCUCUAUGGUUGAGCUUCUGUGCAGAUGACCGCCAGUUUGAUGCGGAGGCAACUGACAACUUGCGCUCGCGCCCGACUUUCGCCGUCGUAUCCGUCUACUCUCUUCACACGGACUCCAUUGUUAGACCUAAAGCAGUGCCAAAGAGCUAUCCUGAUCUUCAGACCGCGUGGGCCGGCCAUACCAAAGGCAUCCUUUACUAGUACGACAGUACGUUCCACUCAGGAUGGCCAAUCGGACCAUCGACCCAACGAUGAGCGGACGCUUCAAUUAGGAAACACCGUCCGCAUCCUCCAUGAACGUCUUCCGACCCUUCUUGCAUCUCCUCUACCUCAGAACAUCCUCUCGCCGCACAUCACACUGCACCUUUUCCCCUCAACACAUCCACAUCUUCCAUCCGUAAGCGGAAAGUUGGCAUAUACAGCGGCGCUAUGGACUGCCCCUGUGGCGUGGGGUCGAGUCCCUGUCCUGGGCAACGUGAAGCUUGACGUUCUCUCGGAACGCAUGGUCAAGAAUGGUGCCAAGUCUAUGGCAGCAGGUGGAAGUGCAGGAGACGAGAAAUUGAUCGUCAGGUGGAAGACGUGUGGAAAGACAGAACAUGGAGACAUUAGCGAGGCCAUGGAAAAGAUUCGCAAGAUCAUUUCUCGCCGGGACGACUCGGAUGACGAGUUUGCUGGCUUGUUCAUCUUCGAAUUCGACGAGCAUGGACGGAUUCUGAGCCACACCAUUGAGCACGCCGAAGAGGGCGGAAGCUGGGACAAGAUGUCCAAGGUCAUCAGUGUCACGGAUUGGCUGCUAGGGAGGAAGUGGGCCAGGAAAGACGAAGGUGUGGCUGGUCUUGCAUUGGCGAAGAGCGGCGAGAAUGUCAAGAUCAAGGGCGCUCAGCGUGAGGGAGGAGAUUGA